AUGCCUGCGCUUUCUGUUACCGAUGCGGCUGAGACAAUAGCGAAUAGUGUUCUUUUUUCGCGGGCUGCGAAUGAGACUGGUGAGGCGCUGCAAGUUAUUUGCGCAUGGCCUGUUUCUGGACAGUAUGGAACAGGUACUCGAGUUUUAUACUAUGUCCUCAUCGCUGCGUGCCUUGUCGCGAGGAGGGAGGAAUGGCUGGUGAAUCCUUGUUUGGCCGCUGCGUUAGUGCUGCCAGCUGUUGCCGCUAUUCACGGCAUAGUUUUGACGGCAAUGCACAAUCCCAAUGCGGUCGAUAUGGAUAUUUUUGGAGCCUUUCAGCUCUGCGCAAUUGGUAUUUUGGCAGCACCGGUAACGGUUAUGCUGUCAAAGACAUACUUUAAUGAUCCUGGUAGAAACACUAUUUUUCUGUGGACGUUUCUGUUAUUGAUCGGUCUUUUGAGUAUGACAAUCGAGUUUUACCGCAUCGAAACUCACUCCUGUUUAGUUGACGCAUCGGGCAAUUCAGUAUCACCUAACGCGUCCAAGUUUCACUACAUCGAAGGAAACAACUGCAACCUGACGUGUUCAACGCAAGACGGUCCAUCAUCUCCAAUGCGGGGAGGUUCCGCGAACAAUAUCUAUGUCAUACCUGCACCACAUACCCUCACAUUCGGUACCGCGACUUUGCUCGCUGCAGCCUGUUGUAUACAUGCGGUCCUAUGUCUCGUUUCUAUGUGGGAUAGAGUGCUUGAAAUCAACUGGCGCCGAAGAUUCGGAAAACCGACCGACGACGCGGCAAGUGAAGAUGAUGAGAGCGCCAAUAAAGGUGUCAUGAAGAAAGUCAAUGAUACCAUUGGUUUCUUCCUUCGUAUCCUAGCGAUUCCCGUUUUUGGUGGUGCUGGCUUGGCUAUUCUUAUCGUCGGCGAGAUUAACUUUUUCAGCCCUCAAGUCAAUUACCAGACAGAGCCAAUGGCCAAUAUCGGCCAAUGGGCACCUAUCACAGGCACUGCGAUGGCCAUGAUCGGAUCACUUUAUCUCCUUCUAGCAAGACAUGCCGAUCAAGCAGGCGAGCCAUAUCCAUCGCAUCAUUGCAAUUGUUCUCAUUGUCAUUUUAAUGACGAAAUAAGUCAAGUCUCUCACCAAGAGAGUAUUUCAUCACUGAACAGCCACCAUAUCACAUUGACUGUCACAAACACUGAUACGCGUACAAACAACCAAUUAUCACCGCACCUCGAGCCAACUCAGCCCCGCUCCUCAAUAUCCUCACGACUUCGAGACCCCUCAGUUUACGAAGACCACAAUCAACCCCCUCGCAAUCCCUACAGACAAAAAAUAGAGAAUGCAUUUUUCAGAUUCGGCGAGAUGAUCGGUACACCAGCGCAUGAUUUUAUCACGGAGCCCAAAGUCAAAAGACCAGACCGUGUUGAUUUCCCGAUGAUACCAGGGGAACAAUUUCGGGACUUGGGUGUAUCAGCGGUUGAGAUUGAGAGAGACCAACACCAAGACGAUGAGCUGAGUCCUGUGAGAUCACGACCUGGGAGUUUUAUAGGUAGCGAUACUUCUGUACAAGGCGUUGGCAGAUCUACGUCAAUGCCUAUAUCGCCCCCGCCACUUGCUGUGACGAGACCGAGGUCAAGUACAGGUCCUAGACCGAGACCUGCUUCUUUGUAUCACUAG
Fusarium mangiferae is the source of this 1656-nucleotide messenger RNA. RefSeq lists its product as uncharacterized. The coding region runs from base 1 to 1656 and encodes 551 amino acids. The record is from RefSeq and is a predicted model, not a curated record. NCBI's taxonomy places the organism in Eukaryota, Fungi, Ascomycota, Sordariomycetes, Hypocreales, Nectriaceae. The transcript has 5 exons.